Entelurus aequoreus (snake pipefish) is the source of this 3312-nucleotide messenger RNA. RefSeq names its product potassium voltage-gated channel interacting protein 4a (gene kcnip4a). The coding region runs from base 1 to 690 and encodes 229 amino acids. The transcript is spliced from 8 exons. Gene Ontology annotation, biological process: regulation of potassium ion transmembrane transport. Gene Ontology annotation, cellular component: voltage-gated potassium channel complex. Lineage: Eukaryota; Metazoa; Chordata; Actinopteri; Syngnathiformes; Syngnathidae. The record is from RefSeq and is a predicted model, not a curated record. Gene Ontology annotation, molecular function: potassium channel regulator activity; calcium ion binding.
AUGAACUUGGAGGGUCUGGAGAUGAUCGGCGUGCUGGUGGUGGUGGUUCUCUUUGUGAAGGUUCUGGAGCAGUUUGGGCUGCUGGAGGUCGGGUUUGAUGAUAGUGUUGAAGAUGAGCUCGAACUCUCCGCUGUUCGCCAUCGCCCCGAGGGAUUGGGACAACUGGAGGCGCAGACGCGGUUCUCCCGCAAGGAGCUGCAAAUCCUCUAUCGCGGCUUUAAGAAUGAGUGCCCGAGUGGAGUCGUCAAUGAAGACACCUUCAAGGACAUUUACUCCCAGUUCUUCCCACAAGGAGACGCCUCGACGUACGCUCAUUUCCUGUUCAACGCCUUUGACACCGAUCACAACGGCUCUGUGAGUUUUGAGGAUUUUGUCAUGGGUCUUUCCAUCCUUCUGCGAGGCACCAUUCAAGAAAAACUGAACUGGGCGUUCAACCUUUACGACAUCAACAAAGACGGUUAUAUCACUAAGGAGGAGAUGCUGGACAUCAUGAAGGCCAUCUACGACAUGAUGGGCAAAUGUACGUACCCCGCACUCAGAGAGGAGACCCCACGUCAGCACGUGGAAAUAUUCUUUCAGAAGAUGGACAAGAACAAAGACGGUGUGGUCACUAUUGACGAGUUUAUCGACUGCUGCCAAAAUGAUGAAAACAUCAUGCAAUCAAUGCACCUCUUUGAAAACGUCCUUUAAAAACAAUUUUUUGUGGAAUUGACAAACUUCUGGGACUGGUGUGCAGCGUGCUAUGCAGACGUAGUCAUCCAUUAAAUAGAAUAACGUGUUGUUCCUUACUGUGGAGGACACUCUGGAAGCAUCAAAUGGUCGUACUUACUGCCAGGUGAUAUCACUGUGACUUUUAGGCAAAAACAACCCAUCAUUCCAUACUAUGUAGAAUAUGCCAGAGUGUCCCACUUCUUUUAAAGGAUAACAUGUGAAUAUUGAGUAUAGAUACUGUAAGUGAAUGAUGGAAGGAAUCAUGUUGACCUGCCAACUAAAAGACAGCAAAGGACUUCCACACGGUCACACAAGGUACUGUAGCUUACAAUUAAUUUAUGCCGAAGAUUAGAUAAUGCUGCUUUUUAAAUGUGUUUUCUUUAUCCUCUGUUGGUCUUCCGGAAAGUAUUCACAGCGCUUUACUUUUUCCCCAGCCUUAUUCCAAAAUGGAAUAAAUUCAAUUUUGUCCUCAAAAUUCUACACACAAUACCCCAUAAUGACAAUGUAAAAGCACGUUUUUUUGUUUUAGAGCUUUUGACAAAUUAAAAAAAAAAAAGAAGAAAACAUGUAAGUUUUCGCAGCCUUUGCUCAAUACUUUGUUGAUGCACCGAUUACAGACUCAAGUCUUUUUGAAUACGAUGCCACAAGCUUGGCACACCUAUUUUUGGGCAGUUUCGCCCUUUCCUCUUUGCAGCACCUCUCAAGCUCCAUCAAGUUAGAUGGGAAACCCUUGUCCGAUCUCUUCAGAGAUGUUCAAACGGAUUCAAAUCUAGGCUCUGGCUGUGCCACUUAAGGACAUUUACAGAGUUGUUCUAAAGUAGGGGUGUCCAAACUUUUUCCACUAAGGGCCGCACACUGAAAAAUCAAAGCAAGCGGGGGCCGUUUUGAUAUUUUUUUAUUUUAAAAACCAAUUAAAUAUAUGUAUAAAAAAUAUACAUUAAGGCCUCCACUCAGGCUUGAUCCCGGGGACCCCAAAGGGUUUUGGUCUGAAAAAUAUUUAAAAUGUGUCAUUAUUCAGUAUUAAUAUCUCUAGAUCAACAUUAGGUCUAUCUGUCAAUAUAACGUUUUUAAAGAUUUAAGUCGUAUGCUCUUUUUGUCAAAGAAAACCCUUUUUUUAUGGAAAAAACACAAAAUAUGCAAUAUUUUCACCCAAUAAAAUUUUUAAGAGGAAUAUUUCAGAUUAUAUAAUAAUUGGAGCCUUAAAAAGGUCAAUAACUCAUAACACCAUUGAUUUUAAUUAAUUAUUAUUUUUUGAGCAAUGACACUUAAAAACAAAUCACACAAAAAUUAUUGGGGAACCAAAAGGGUCCUACUCAUUAAAGUGUUAAAAAAUAAAUUAUACAUUUUUUUUACUGUUUACUUUUAACACAAUAAUCUCGAGAUCAAUUUAAGAUCUAUCCGUCAAUUAUACGUUGUAUUGUUGUUUAUGUUUUUCGUUUGUUCGUUUUAGGCCCUUCUUUAAAAAAAAAAAAAAAAAGCUACAUUUUUUAUAUGGCAAACACAAAAUAUGCAACAUUUUCCCAAAAAAAUAUCUCAAAGUGCAAUAUUUAAUGUGACGUAAUUGGAGCCUUGGAUAGGUCAAUAAUUCAUAAUUACAUUGAUUUUGAUUCAUUAUUAGUUUUUAAAGAAAGAAACAGCCUGCAUGGCAGCUUUGUGUUAUUAGAGUAAACAUUGCAACAUUUUCUUGUUACAUUUCACCUGUUUGGUCUUUCAUACCACUUCUUAUGUUUUUCAUUUUUUAAAUCGUAUUUUAAAAUGGGCCGUGGGGCCAUUAAAAAAUGACCUGCGGGCCGCAAAUGGCCCCCGGGCCGCACUUUGGACAUCUCUGUUCUAAAGCCUUUGACAUGUUGGCUGUGUGCUUAAGGUUGUUAUUAGGAAUGGACGACUAUGGCAAAAUAAUAAUCAUGAUUAUUUUGAUCACGAUUAACAUGAUUAUUCAAUAAUUUGAAAACAUGAGGGUUUUUUUGUACCACCAAAACUCAGCUCUGAAUAUAGAGAGAGAGAAACAACCGGACAUAAAUUAGUAAUGAUAAACCACAGCAACUAAAAUAAUAGUAACAACUUUAAACAACAAUUGCAAUAUAAAAAAACAAUAAAAUUCCCUUUAUGUCAGAACAUUUUUGAAAAUGUUUGCUAAAUGCAAAAUAUGACACAUUUAUUGCUGCAAUACAUCUUUGGACAAUUUUGACCAGUGUUUUAGGUCAAAGCAUAAUAAUUGUGUAAAUGUAUCAAUAAUUAUGUAAGGUACUUUUUUGAAACCUUUAUUUUGUUAGCGCCGUCAGACCGCAUGUGCUAUUGUUGUAUGAGGGGGAAGUGUGUUGUGCUGAAAAAAAGAGAGAGCGUCUCUCAAGUUGCGACUGCUGUCAUAUGUUUGAUUGAUUGAUUGAUUGAUUGAGACUUUUAUUAGUAGGUUGCACAGUGAAGUACAUAUUCCGUACAAUUGACCACUAAAUGGUAACACCCGAAUAAGUUUUUCAACUUGUUUAAGUCGGGGUCCACUUAAAUUGAUUCAUGAUACAGAUAUAUACUAUCAUAUAUACUAUCAUCAUAAUACAGUCAUCACACAAGAUAAUCACAUUGAAUUAUUUACAUUAUUUACAA